This is a messenger RNA of Acyrthosiphon pisum (pea aphid), 4928 nucleotides long. It is a transcript of the gene klu, whose product is annotated as zinc finger protein klumpfuss. Lineage: Eukaryota; Metazoa; Arthropoda; Insecta; Hemiptera; Aphididae. Gene Ontology annotation, cellular component: nucleus. Bases 742 to 2772 code for a protein of 676 amino acids. Gene Ontology annotation, biological process: regulation of gene expression. The record is from RefSeq and is a predicted model, not a curated record. The transcript has 2 exons.
GACGUCACGAGUGCGCCAGGUAUAGGUCGGCGACGUGAUCGCGGAGCUCUCCGGCCAGCCAGUGGCGGUCCGGACGUUCGUCGUGUGUCAUCUUCACGAGUGUACGCGUCCCGCGCAACGAUCACGUGUCUCACGAUCGAGUUUUAUAACGCCGAGCCCCCGAUCAACACGCGCCCGCUAGUUUUUUUUUAUAAUAAUAUUACAAAAAUAGUAUACAUUAUUAUUACCGCCAUCGUCGUUAAUAUAUUAUUUUUUAUAUUUAUAAAUUUUUUUAUUUUAUACUUACGCCGCAGUACGUAAACGCGAGCACACUCGCACAUGAUAAUAAUAAUAAUAUAAUAAUAUUUUACUAUUUUCAUGACGAUUUUUUCCUCGAUAGCUGUGUAAAUAUCGGAAUUGUGUGCGGUCUCUCGUUGUGCAUUUUUCUUCCUCCUCUCCAGUAUAUAAUGCUAUUAUAAUAUCAUAUUAUUGUAUACACGAUACACGAGAUAAUAAUAUACUUUACGUGAAGUUGUGACUUACCUUAUAGAAAUAAUAUUCUCGCGACGAUGUACCGCAGCGGCCGUCGUGAAAUUUCGCCCGUGUGCUCUCGAAAAUCGCACGUUUUCUGCUGUCGUCGGAUUCGUGUCGUCAAUAAAUAACAGAAAAGAAAACCCAGGUUUCAGCAGGUCACCACCGUGUGUGCGCGUGCGUCGUGCGUCGUUUUGCGGUGAUUGAACGUCUGUUCGAUUAGCUGCACGAAUGACUAUGGCUGAGGUAGAAAUGGAGCCGCCGACAGACAGGGCGAGCCGGUCGACGAUCUAUAAGACCAACAACAACCAUCCGCUGGCCACGAACAACAACAACCACCUACAUCACGUUCCCAGCACGCGUCCUGUGGUCGUCAAACACAAAAAGCGGAAACGCCUGAACCAAGUGCUGGACAGGUUGGCUGGCCAGGCGACUUCGCCCAACAACAACAAUAACAAUAACAACAACAAUAAUAAUAACAACAACAACAACAACAUCGACAUCGAUGUCGUCGCCGUGAAAGAAGAUGAGUCGACGGUCAAGGACGGUGGUGGAUCCGUGACAGCCAUGGUAGUGGUGGAUGGUGGCCACGGCGACACGGUCGUCACGAAUGGCGUCGGGUAUGAGAGCGACGAGUCGCUGCGGAGGUCGUGCAAAGACUACGAGGAACCAUUCAGCCCGGCUGGGUCGUCGUCGUACAACCGAUCGCCGCGCAGCUCGCACACCGACUCGCCGUUCAGCCCAAGUCGGACGAGACCGGACGACCCAUCACUCCCACCCACUACCGCGCAACCGCUGCCACAGCAGUUUCACCCACCGACGACGCUGCCGCCGCACCCACUGCACCACUAUCUCAACUACCCGAAGUGCGACUGCCUGUUCUGUGGUGGCGACGGCACCUCGCCUCCCCGUCACCCACUACCGCCGAUGCUACCGCCACCACCACAGCAGCACCACCUGCAGCGGAACAUGCACCACGACAAGAACCAGCAGCAGCCACCCGUCACGCCUAUGUCGCCGGCGUCGCUGUUGGCUGGCUCCAUGUACACGUUCGAACACUACCUGCACACAAAGUACCUGCCCGACAUUUUCCGGAAGCGGCGGAGCCAUUCCGACUCCGAUGUUCCUAUGUGGUUCGAAGCGACCAAAGCCGAACACUGCAGCGGUGGAGGUAACGACGACACGACCGCGUCAACGGCUGCGGCUGUCCGCGUAACCGCGACGGCCGCCGUCGUGACCGUUGGUCGUAGAGGCAAGAGGCCGUUCUCGGUUCCUCACCCGUUGGACAAGCCGACUCGGAAAAGGGGCCCGAACGGAUGCAGGUCGUCCGCGCCGGUUCCGCCACCACCUCAACCACCCCAAGACUCGCCUCUUGACCUUUCAAUGAAGAACGGCAGUGGUUGUUGGCCGUUUACUGCGCCCGAACCGCCGGCGGCUGAACCCUCCACCACCAUUGCCAACGCCGCGUCAAUACCGUCGCCCCCGCUUCCGGCCACCGCCUCUUCCACCACUUCUCCGCCGGCCACGUCGGUGGUAUCGGUGGGUUACUACAGCCGGCCGGGUAGUGCGGGUGGUUACUCCGUGCCGGUGGUCAAGGGUGACGUGGCGUCGCGCACAACCAAGGCGUCGGUGGCCGUCCGGUACAACCUGGAAGUGUCGCCCGUCGUCGAGGAGAUGCCCGUCGGCUCAGAUGUGGCGUACGUGUGUCCGGUGUGCGGACAGAUGUUCAGCCUGCACGACCGGCUGGCCAAGCACAUGGCGUCCCGGCACAAGACAUCGGCGUCGUCAUCGUCGUCGUCCGGCACCGGUACGGCGGCGUCCUCAUCGUCGGAGAACGGCGGCGACUCGUCCGGCGGCACGGCCAAGGCGUACCCGUGCGAGGUUUGCAACCGGUCGUUCGCGCGCAGCGACAUGCUCACCCGACACAUGCGGCUGCACACGGGCGUCAAGCCGUACACGUGCCGCGUGUGUGGGCAAGUGUUCUCGCGGUCUGAUCACCUGAGCACGCACCAGCGUACGCACACCGGCGAGAAACCCUACAAGUGUCCGCAGUGCCCGUACGCCGCGUGCCGCCGUGACAUGAUCACCCGGCACAUGCGCACCCACUCCCGGUACGAGAUGGUCUCGUCGUCUUCGGCGUCAGGCGCCGCAGCCAUGGCCGCCGCGCUAGGCCUGGAUCCGCCGUCGCCCACCUCGCCCACGGGUGGACAACUGUUGAUGUCGCCUCCGCCCGAGGUACUCUGCAAAUCAGAACCGCAGUAACGGUAUGGUGGGUCCAUCGCGGGGACUGUUUUGAUAUUAUUAUUAUUAUUAUUAUUAUAUUAACGUCACUUUUGUAUAAUGAUAUUUUAAUAGUAAAAUAUGUUUAUAUAAUAUUUAUUAAACUGUAUAUCGUAGCUGAUAAUAUUAUUAUUAUUUGUAUGUACAUUUUUUAAUUUUAAGAACGAAUACACACACACACAUACACACUACAAUCGUGCGCACACAGCUUUUUGUCAAAACCAAAGAUAAAAUAAUAAUAAGUCUUAUGCGUAUGUAUUAUUAUUAUAUUUAAUUGUUUAUUCGUUUUCCGGAACGAUUAAAUGUUUUUCGUAUACAUCAUAAUAUUAUUAUGCGUAUUAUAAUAAUAAUAAUAAUAAUAUUAUAUUAUAAUACCUAACCUAACCUCGUAAUACACUCGCGUAUUAUGUUGUUGUUAUUAUUUUGUGUACAUUUUUUUUUCGUUUCGUCGACGAUAUAUGACUCAACUUGUACUACUUACGUGUCUCAUUGCACGCCACGACAAUAUUUUUGUAAAUCGACAAUCAUCCGUUGUCGCGUAGUCUUCGUAUAUCGACGACACAAACGUCCGCGUGCGUCAUAUUUUUUUCUACUCUAAUUAUUUUUUAAAUAAGUGUAAACAGGGUGUGUGAUACUAUUAUUUUGUAUAUUAUUAUGUAUUAUGUACCGCGACGUGCCAUCCUAUGUAAGUUCGUUUUUUAUUACCAUUUUUUUUUUCGUUUUUGUACCAUUGUUAUCGUCGCGAGAUUUUUGGCUUGGUUUUCGAUGCAUUCGGGUCGUCCUGCAGCUAUAACUUACACAGUCAUCCGUCAUUAUUCGUAUAUAAUGUUAGUAUAAUAUUGUUUUAAUUUUUUGUUACUCCGCGCCGAAGCGAAUAUUUGCUCAAAUUUAAUAACGAUGUCUCCCCAUAUAUUAUAUACCUGAUUACGGGGAAAUACCGUUCCGCAACGGGAAAAAAGUAAAACAUCGUGAAAUCGAUAUGCGAAGCGACUGUUAUUAUUAUUAAUUUUUUUUUUUCGUAAUCGUUUGAAACGUGUGUUUGUCGUCCGGUAAAAAAGCAAAUUUUUUUAUUACGUGUACGCGUUUUCCAGCUCUGUCGUCCCAAUAAAAGUUACAACCGGAUGAAUAAAAAACUAAAAUUAUUUAUCACGAAAACCGCAUAUCGUUCAAAAUUUUUUUUUAUCCGAACGAGAUUAUCUCUAUAUAUACAACGUCAUAUCAUAUUAAUAUUAUAUUAUAUAGAAUAGAGUAUUAUCAUACAUAGUAUACACGGACGAUUGCAUUUUUAUUACUAUAUAUUAUAUUUACAAUACUAUUUUUAUUAUAAUAUUAUAAUAUACACAACGUGCAUGAUGUGAUAGAAACGAAAUGUUAUAAAACCGUCGCGAGAUUGUAAAAUGGAAAACGGUAAAACAGGGACAUAAUAUUAUUAUUAUUUUUUAUUUGUAUAAAACAUACCUAUUUAUAUAUAUGAUAUACACUCCUCGCGCGCUUAUAUAUUUCUAUUCGGACCGUAUAUAAUAUCAAUUGAAAACUGUAAUUUUUUUUCUUCGCAAUAGUGAACGAUGCAAAAGGAUUGUCCGUGAAAAAAACCAAUUAUAAAUUUUAUAUUUUUCCAUUACAAUAUAAAUAAUAUACCACUAUAUUUAUAUGUACCUAUAUGAAUAUAAUAUAUUUAAUAUAAUACUACCUAUGUGAAACGUACGCGACGCACCUGUAAACGAAUUUUUUAUUUUCGAAUAAAUAUAUAUAUAUAUAUAUAGGUACACCGUAGUAUAAUAUGUGUCGUCCUAUAUCUGUGUAUGUCUAUUUUUAUUUUUACUAAAGUGCGACGUGCGAACCUCGCCGUCGUCGUAAUAAUGUUAAGCUUUGCUCAAAUCCAUGUGUUAAGAAAAGACCAAUAGAAAUUGUGUAAGAACUGCAACGCAACGUUAUGUUUCUAUCGGUUUUUUCAUCUAAUUUUUUUCAAUGAAAAUUUUUUUUUGCAUAUUUAUGUACCGUUGUAAUAUUAUAUUAUAGUAUUUUAUAAUAUUGUAUGAACCUAAUAACAAUAUUAUAUGUCUGUGCCGUUCUGUGUUUGUUUACGUGAGACGAAAUUGAAAAAAAAGUUCUAUUAAAUAUAUUUAUAAGAAAAAAAU